AUGGCAGAACUUUUUAUAAAUCAAAUUAACAAGCAAGCGGAGGAAUAGGGAUAAUUAGAAGAAUUAGAUAUAUCAGAAAUUAGAAUAGAGUAAAUUACACCAGAGAUUACAGAAAAUUUGAAAAAACACCCAAAAUUAUAAAGCCUUGCAAUCACAGGUUGUGGACUCAAAACUAUAGAAGGCUUACCAAAGAUGGAUUCAUUAGAAGUGUUAAUUUUGGAGGCUAACAGUCUAGAUUCCAAAGCAUUAAAUUAUAUUAGUGAGAAUUUUAAAAAAUUAGUCUGCUUAUCUUUAGCGGAUAACCAGAUCAAAUCAUUCGAAGUAUGAAUUUAGAUUUAAUAUAGGAAUUGCGUGUACUUUCAAACCUACCUUAAUUAAAACAAUUGGAUUUAUCUGACAACAAAGUGGAAUAGCAAACAGGAUAUCAUUAAAAAAUCUUUUAAAUGUUACCUAAUUUAUAAGUAUUGGACAAUAAAAAUCAGGAGGGAGAAGAAAUUGAAUACAGUGAUGUAAAAUACUUGAUUAAUAGUAGGAAGAGGGAGGAGAUGAAGAUGGUCAUGGAAGUGAUUCUGAGUUUAAUGAAAAUGAAGAGGAUGACGAAGAGGAAAGUGAAGAUGAAUCUCCAAAACCAUAAAAGAAAACAAAAAAGUGAUUUUAAU
Paramecium octaurelia is the source of this 659-nucleotide messenger RNA. The record is from the annotation of a GenBank genome assembly. NCBI's taxonomy places the organism in Eukaryota, Ciliophora, Oligohymenophorea, Peniculida, Parameciidae.